AUGGCUGACGUGGUGCGGGCUGGUGGCGGUCUGGGGUGUGAGGUGGUGGCGCCGGAGCGCCAUGGCUGGAUCGCCGAGGAGGAGUCGGCGCUUCUGGAGAAAGGUUUGUUCCAAGAUGAAGAUUCAUGCAGUGAUUGUAGCUAUCAUGAUGAGCCAGGUAAUAGUUUACAAAGUUUUGUGCCAGAAGGAAAAACCUUUUUCCCAGAAAUUUUCCAAACAAGUCAACUUUUGUUCUAUGAGCGAUUCAGAGCCUAUCAAGAUUACAUUCUAGCUGACUGCAAGGCUUCUGAGGUAAGGGAAUUCACAGCUGAGUUCCUGGAGAAAGUCCUUGAACCAUCUGGAUGGAGGGCAGUCUGGCACACUAAUGUAUUCAAAGUGCUGGUUGAGGUCACAGAUGUGGACUUUUCAGCCUUGAAAGUGGUGGUGAGGCUUGCUGAACCGUACCUCUGUGAAUCUCAAGUGAGCACUUUUACCUUGGAGUGUAUGAGAGAGCUCCUUGAUCUGAAAGAACAUCGGUUGCCCCUGCAGGAGCUGUGGGUAGUGUUUGAUGAUUCUGGAGUGUUUGACCAGACAGCACUUGCAAUCGAGCACGUCAGGUUUUUCUACCAAAAUAUUUGGAGGAGUUGGGAUGAAGAAGAGGAGGAUGAGUACGAUUAUUUUGUCAGAUGUGUUGAACCUCGUUUGAGAUUGCAUUAUGACAUACUUGAAGACCGAGUUCCUUCAGGACUUAUCAUUGACUACCACAAUCUGUUGUCUCAGUGUGAGGACAGUUACAGGAAAUUUUUAAAUCUGAGAAGCAGUUUGUCAAAUUGUAGCUCUGAUUCUGAGCAGGAAAACAUCUCCAUGGUGGAAGGGUUAAAAUUAUAUUCGGAGAUUGAACAGUUGAAACAAAAGCUAAAACUCAUUGAGAAUCCUUUGUUGAGAUAUGUGUUUGGUUAUCAGAAGAAUUCUAAUAUCCAAGCAAAAGGCGUCCGUCCCAGUGGUCAGAAGGUCACCCAUGUGGUCUCCUCCACCAUGAUGACUGGUCUACUGCGGUCCCUGCUCAGGGACAGGCUUUGUGAGGAGCCUUGUAAGGAAGAAAUAGAAAUUCAGUUCCAUAGUGAUCCGUUGUCUGCUAUAAAUGCCUGCUACGAAGGUGACACUGUUAUUGUUUGUCCUGGUCAUUACGUGAUACAUGGCACGUUUUCCAUUGCUGACUCCAUUGAAUUGGAAGGAUAUGGUCUACCAGAUGAUAUUGUGAUAGAAAAGAGGGGCAAAGGAGACACUUUUGUGGAUUGCACCGGUGCAGAUAUUAAAAUCUCCAACAUAAAAUUUGUUCAGCAUGAUGCUGUAGAAGGAAUCUUAAUCAUUCACCGUGGCAAGACUACGUUGGAAAACUGUGUACUGCAAUGUGAAACUACAGGAGUCAUAGUAAGAACAUCAGCGGAAUUUUUAAUGAAAAACUCGGAUUUAUAUGGUGCCAAGGGUGCUGGUAUAGAAAUAUAUCCUGGGAGUAAGUGUACCCUGAGUGACAAUGGGAUCCAUCACUGCAAGGAAGGGAUCCUCAUUAAGGACUUCUUAGAUGAGCAUUAUGACAUUCCCAAAAUAUCCAUGGUGAAUAAUAUCAUACAUAAUAAUGAAGGUUACGGCGUUGUCUUGGUGAAACCUACCAUUUUCUCUGACCUGCAAGAAAAUGCCGAAGAUGGAAUUGAAGAAAAUGAAAUACUUAAAAUUCAGACAAGUGAAGAGACAGAUGCAGCUGAAAGAGUGGAUCUAGAGGAGCUGAUUGAAUGUGCGACCGGUAAAAUGGAGCUUUAUGCAAGCCCUGACUUUUCUGAGGAAGUCGAGGGAAAUUGUGAAAUUGUAAAUGAAUUAGUUGCUGCCUCUACACAAAAAGGCCAGAUGAAGAAGAAAAGGUUGAGUGAAUUGGGGAUCACUCAAGCUGAUGACAACUUAAUGUCACAGGAGAUGUUUGUUAGAAUUGUGGGGAACCAGUUCAAGUGGAAUGGGAAAGGGAGUUUUGGCACAUUUCUUUUCUGA
Messenger RNA from Cynocephalus volans (Philippine flying lemur), 2019 nucleotides. It is a transcript of the gene SHCBP1, whose product is annotated as SHC binding and spindle associated 1. Bases 1 to 2019 code for a protein of 672 amino acids. The record is from RefSeq and is a predicted model, not a curated record. Gene Ontology annotation, biological process: fibroblast growth factor receptor signaling pathway. NCBI's taxonomy places the organism in Eukaryota, Metazoa, Chordata, Mammalia, Dermoptera, Cynocephalidae. The transcript has 13 exons.